Messenger RNA from Paramuricea clavata, 1452 nucleotides. Lineage: Eukaryota; Metazoa; Cnidaria; Anthozoa; Malacalcyonacea; Plexauridae. The record is from the annotation of a GenBank genome assembly.
AUGGCUGAUUCGUAUGAAAUGGAAUCAAUGGACGAGUCUUACAAACAUAGCGAUAAGUAUUUUGAAGGUCUCAUAUACUGUACGUAUCGCCAAGAAAGUAGCUACAGGAUUACUAAGAGUCUAAUAUCGACGGCUAAUUCUGCAACUGACAGCCAUCCUGCCAGAAUAGUUGUAAUUACACACUCCCACUGGGGCGGUAACCAUAAUCUGUUUUUUAAGUACAAACAAUGUCUAUUAAUCAUAACAAAUACUUCGUACUCAUCAUGCAAAUUCAAGCGACUAAAGAGACCACUUCCCUAUUACAAUAAUUCAAAUGCGACACACAGGUUGCUCUUAAUAAUAGCCGGUGUCGAACAAAACCCCGGACCAAACAGCAAACCAAAUGAAGUUCAACGGAAAGCCCCCCGAUGCUCUGCUUGUGAAAAGCCUGUCGCUAAGAAUCACAAACGCUUUGUCUGUGAAGUAUGUCAUGAUUUUACUCAUGCUCGCUGCUCAAACACUGCCAUCAACCUUAAACUGUUUUGCAGCUCCUCUCCAAAGACUUGGACUUGUCAAAAAUGUUUAUUUACGGCAUUACUAUUUUGGAACGCAAAUAUCUCUGAAACCUCUAUCCCCGACUGUGAUUCGUUUGCUACCCAAGAUGAACACUCAUUAGUAUUGCAAGCCAAAUCUGAUCAAUUACGUAUAAUGCACCUAAAUACCCAAAGCAUGAUGUCGACAUUUGAUGAAUUUAUUCUUACAAUUAAUCAAUUCCCAUUCGACAUCAUCACACUUAGUGAAACAUGGUUAAAGGACAAUCCGUACCUACUAGAUUACGUUUCCAUCCCUGGCUAUGUAAAUAUAUUUCGAAAUAGAGAUCACAUUCGUGGUGGGGGUGUAGGUAUAUACUGUAGAGACCAUAUAAACUUUAAGCGGCGACAAGACAUUGAGAAAUUACAACCUGAUAUGGAACAUAUUUGGCUUGAAAUUCCCGGACGUAAUAAGAAUAGUAAACUAUUGCUAGGUGUGAUGUAUCGCUCGGAAAGAAUUCUAUCGAAGCAAAGUUGGCUGGACGGAUUCGAAAGUAUAUUAUCCUAUCUGUCGACCCAAUGGGAUGGGCUACUCUUGAUUACGGGAGACAUGAAUGUGGAUCUAUUGAAUUCGAGUUCGCCAUUGACUAAGCAAUAUUUGGAGAUCCUCGACAUGCAUAACCUUCAACAAAUGGUCACUAAGCCUACACGUAUCACAGCUACAUCACAAACACUCAUCGAUCACUUUAUUACGAAUCAUCCAAAUAGAAUUACACAUACAGAUGUUAUCCACUGUCCAUUAGUCAGCGACCACAGCGCACCGUAUGUUUGUGUAAAUGCACGAGUCACGCGAUUUUUACCACGAUAUAAGUACAUUAGAGACGAGCGAACUUACACCGAGGCUGCGUUUGCGGAAGACUUUAGAAAUAUACCUAUCCUAUAA